Molecule: messenger RNA, 342 nt
Organism: Racocetra persica
Lineage: Eukaryota; Fungi; Glomeromycota; Glomeromycetes; Diversisporales; Gigasporaceae
Source: the annotation of a GenBank genome assembly
AUGGCAGAGAAUAAAAAAGCCUAUCUAUACAAAACAAUAUCUGCAUUAACAGAAACAAAAGAUGCUAUUCUUUGGAAGAAUAGGGACCUAGUAAAAGACUUAGAAGAAGAAUAUGGAUAUGCAACUAACCAAGCACUAACCUUGGACAGAAAAGACUUUGAAGCAAUGGAGGAGUAUGAACAACGAAUCCUAAUAGAAAGAUUCGCUAGACAAAUAGAAUUAUGUGAAAGCGAACCACUACGAGAACAAUUCCAAGCAAAAUAUAGAGAAUUGUUAGGAGUGUUAUUAGAAAACUUAGACAAAAUACAUGAUGAUGAAGACAAAGAAGAGCAAAUAUUCUAA